GGUGGCUGCUGUGACAAAGGGAAAUUGUGCUUUUCCAGCAUGCUUACUGACCCUGAUUUACCUCAGGAGUUUGAAAGGAUGUCUUCCAAGCGACCAGCCUCUCCGUAUGGGGAAGCAGAUGGAGAGGUAGCCAUGGUGACAAGCAGACAGAAAGUGGAAGAAGAGGAGAGUGACGGGCUCCCAGCCUUUCACCUUCCCUUGCAUGUGAGUUUUCCCAACAAGCCUCACUCUGAGGAAUUUCAGCCAGUUUCUCUGCUGACGCAAGAGACUUGUGGCCAUAGGACUCCCACUUCUCAGCACAAUACAAUGGAAGUUGAUGGCAAUAAAGUUAUGUCUUCAUUUGCCCCACACAACUCAUCUACCUCACCUCAGAAGGCAGAAGAAGGUGGGCGACAGAGUGGCGAAUCCUUGUCUAGUACAGCCCUGGGAACUCCUGAACGGCGUAAAGGCAGCUUAGCUGAUGUUGUUGACACCUUGAAGCAGAGGAAAAUGGAAGAGCUCAUCAAAAACGAGCCAGAAGAAACCCCCAGUAUUGAAAAGCUGCUCUCAAAGGACUGGAAAGACAAGCUUCUCGCAAUGGGAUCAGGGAACUUUGGUGAAAUAAAAGGGACUCCCGAAAGCCUAGCUGAGAAGGAGAGGCAGCUCAUGGGUAUGAUCAAUCAGCUGACCAGUCUACGAGAGCAGCUGCUGGCUGCCCAUGAUGAGCAGAAGAAACUGGCUGCGUCUCAGAUUGAGAAGCAGCGUCAGCAAAUGGAGCUGGCCAAGCAGCAACAAGAACAGAUUGCAAGACAACAGCAGCAGCUUCUGCAGCAACAACACAAAAUCAAUUUGCUUCAGCAACAGAUCCAGGUUCAAGGUCAACUGCCGCCAUUAAUGAUUCCCGUAUUCCCUCCUGAUCAACGGACGCUGGCUGCAGCUGCCCAGCAAGGAUUCCUCCUUCCUCCAGGCUUCAGCUAUAAGGCUGGAUGUAGUGACCCUUACCCUGUUCAGCUGAUCCCAACUACCAUGGCAGCUGCUGCUGCAGCAACACCAGGCUUAGGCCCACUCCAACUGCAGCAGUUAUAUGCUGCCCAGCUAGCUGCAAUGCAGGUAUCUCCAGGAGGAAAGCUCCCAGGCAUACCCCAAGGCAACCUUGGUGCUGCUGUAUCUCCUACCAGCAUUCACACAGACAAGAGCACAAACAGCCCACCACCCAAAAGCAAGGAUGAAGUGGCACAGCCACUGAACCUAUCAGCUAAACCCAAGACCUCUGAUGGCAAAUCACCCACAUCACCCACCUCUCCCCAUAUGCCAGCUCUGAGAAUAAACAGUGGGGCAGGCCCCCUCAAAGCCUCUGUCCCAGCAGCAUUAGCUAGUCCUUCAGCCCGAGUUAGCACAAUAGGUUAUUUAAAUGACCAUGAUGCUGUCACCAAGGCAAUCCAGGAAGCUCGGCAGAUGAAGGAGCAGCUUCGGCGGGAACAACAGGUGCUCGAUGGGAAGGUGGCUGUUGUGAAUAGUCUAGGUCUCAAUAACUGCCGGACGGAAAAGGAAAAAACAACACUGGAGAGUCUGACUCAGCAACUGGCAGUUAAACAGAAUGAAGAAGGAAAAUUUAGCCAUGCCAUGAUGGAUUUCAAUAUGAGUGGAGAUUCUGACGGAAGUGCUGGAGUCUCAGAAUCAAGAAUUUAUAGAGAAUCCAGGGGACGUGGUAGCAAUGAGCCCCACAUAAAGCGUCCAAUGAAUGCCUUCAUGGUGUGGGCUAAAGAUGAACGAAGGAAAAUCCUUCAAGCUUUCCCUGACAUGCACAACUCCAACAUCAGCAAGAUACUGGGGUCUCGCUGGAAAGCUAUGACAAACCUAGAGAAACAGCCAUACUAUGAGGAGCAAGCCCGUCUCAGCAAGCAGCACCUGGAGAAGUACCCUGACUACAAAUACAAGCCCAGGCCGAAGCGCACCUGCCUCGUGGAUGGCAAAAAGCUGCGCAUUGGUGAAUACAAGGCAAUCAUGCGGAACAGGCGGCAGGAAAUGCGGCAAUACUUCAACGUCGGGCAACAAGCACAGAUCCCCAUCGCCACUGCUGGUGUCGUGUACCCUGGAGCCAUUGCCAUGGCUGGAAUGCCCUCCCCUCACCUGCCCUCGGAGCACUCAAGCGUGUCCAGCAGCCCUGAGCCUGGGAUGCCUGUUAUCCAGAGCACUUAUGGUGUGAAGGGCGAGGAGCCACAUAUCAAAGAAGAGAUACAGGCUGAGGACAUCAACGGAGAAAUUUAUGAUGAGUACGAUGAGGAAGAGGAUGAUCCAGAUGUAGAUUAUGGGAGUGACAGUGAAAACCAUAUUGCAGGACAAGCCAACUGAUAAGGGUCAAAAGAUUGUUGUGACCUUAGGACUUAAAGAAGCCCUAGCUGGUUCAUCCUUACCAGUGGCCAAGCACAUUAACUUUCUCAUACACUGACUGUUACCUUAACUGUUAGUCUUAACUAGUUGGGACAUCAGCUGACUAAUAGACCUCAGCCUCAAAAGGCUUGGAAAGAAAAAAAAAAAAUACAACAAGCAAACAACAAUAUCAACAACAAGAGAUUGAAAUAAGCUAUGGGUAACAUAAUGCCAGUAAUUCAGCUGCUACAUCGAGCACUGAAGUCUUACCCGUCAACUUUUUUUUUUUUUAAUAAACUUUAUGGCUGUUUGUUCUACAAUGUUCUAGAAAUUCUCACUCAGGUACACAGUGCCAACAAGUGGCUUGUGAAUGUGUUUUGUUGUUUUGUGCUACAAUUUUUAAAAAGAAAUAAGUUUUGUUUUUUUUUUGGGGUUUCUGGGUUUUUUCCUUUUCUUUUUCUUUCCUUUCUUUUUUUUUUGUAAUGCACCUGACAGAAAAAAGAAAGAUGAAUUUCUCUUUACUUCUCUCCACCUUCUCCAUCUCUAUACUAUAAAGAUGGAAGUCUGUGCAUGGGGGGGAAGAGGGAAAAAGAGCCUGUUUUUAACUUCCUUGCUAUCCACCACAAAAUAAGCAAUUAUUUUCUUCAGAGGACUUUCUUUAUCUAUUGCACACCACACUACAUCUUUGAGCAAGUGCCAAAUUUGUUGUUGACCCAGUUCAUUUUUUUCCCUUUCCUUUUUCCUGUUCCUUCUUAAGUUAGGACAGUGUUAUAUCUUAGACAAUCCCUUGAAAAACCUGAAAUACCAGCAGCUGGUGAGAUUUGACUUUUUUUUUUUUAAUGGAAACUGUAGGUGCUGUUCUCAGGUGAAAAGAGAGAGAGAGAGACAUAAGAAAUUUAGAGAAAAAAUAUUUUCUGAUCUCGGAUUUUUGUGUGUAUGUAUGUGUGUGAUUAUGGUACUAAUAGGAAUAAUGUUGGACCAUUGUGAGUUAAACCCACAUCUGGGGAUGAAAUCCCACAUCCUCCUAAGUGACUGGUCUGGAAGCAAACUUGACCUUGACUUUGCACUUCAAAUGACAACUUAACCAAUAUAGGGCUCAGAAAUUAUAUUUUUAAAUUUCUAAUAUGAUUAUUAUUGGAUGAAUCAGGUGGCCCUUUGUAAUAAAGGUGUGCAUGUAUAACAUGGAAGCUACUAGCAAACUGCUCCCAGAUGUCCCUUCUCCCUGGUCAGUUGGUUCCACUAACGUUUGCUACUUAAUGAUUUCUGUUUGUUUUCAUUGAAUGUAUUUGGCCUUUUUCCAGAAAUAUAGAAUUAGCUUAUUUCUUCAACAUUCCAUCCUUUCCUGAUCAGGAAAUGGAACUGAUGAUUUUAUAAGGUAUUUUUCAUCUCUCCAUGAAAUAAGGUGGAGGCCAUUUGCAUUUCAGAACUGUGGGCCAUGUGCAUCUCAUGCCAUAAAAAGCAGGAUUUGAUUAAAAGUUGUUGCAGCCCCACAAAGUGGAGCCUGGCUGAACCCAGCAAUCCUUGCCAUUACUCUUACUUUGCUGUAAGAUGAACCCACUGAAGUCCAGUGUUUGGUUCCAGCAGAGUAUGUGCAUAGAGCAACAACCAGCAGUGACAGGACUGCUUGUUUCGAUUUUGCCAGCCAAAUGCCAAGGCACCUGUAGGGCUUAUACAGAUAAAUGCAAAAUCAUUUAAAGUCAAUUGCCAUUAUUUGUGCUGAUGCAUCAGACAGUGAAUACUCCAACCAGUAGCUUGGAUGUGCUAUGAUUUUCACUCCAGUUGUCAUUUUCCUAUCCCACCCCUUAAUCCCAACCCUAAAGUUCAAUUUUUACAUAUAAAUAAGAAAAAAAUGUCCUUUUUAUUUUUCUCUCUCUCAAAAGACUUGCUCUGGGGUUUUGCUUGGAGGAGCUGAUCAUAUCCUGCAUGUCAGAGAUUUUGUUUUGUUUGUUUUUCUGUUUGUUUUUGAUGACUGUAUUUUCAUUUGAACUGCCUCUUUUUGCUAGUGUUGUAAUAAUGAUGAUGAUAUAAUAAUAAUAAUAGUAAUAAUAAUAAUAAUGGUCAGCUGUUCCCAGAUUAGUAAGUUAUGUAUAAUUUAUUUCUCCCUUUCUAUUUUAUUCUGCUCUGAUUUGGAAGUGCAGCCAAUAAGCUGUUAGAUAUUUAAAACAAAUUUCCAUCUCCAACAUAUAUAUAUAUAUACACACAUAUAUAUGUGUAUAUAUAUAUACACACACACACACAUUCACCCACACAAUUUACUUCUCCUUCCAUAAGUUUUCUCCUUUUUAAAAAUUUGGCCCCAACAAUGUCAAGUUCUGGUGUUUAAUACAAAGGAGUGAAUUAAUAGGAGGGUCGUGUUCAAUCUUAAUUAACUUAUGCUCUCAUCACUCAUUUUAGUUAUUUAAUUGCCACAGUCAUCUAGAGCCAAUUUUUUUGUUUUUGUUUGUUUUGUUUUGUUUUGUUUUUAAGCACUCUGGAUAAGAAAAAAAUAGACACUUGUUUUUAUAUCGUUAUUAUGUACAAUGU
This is a messenger RNA of Diceros bicornis minor, 4872 nucleotides long. RefSeq names its product SRY-box transcription factor 5 (gene SOX5). The record is from RefSeq and is a predicted model, not a curated record. Gene Ontology annotation, biological process: regulation of transcription by RNA polymerase II; positive regulation of chondrocyte differentiation; cell fate commitment. Gene Ontology annotation, molecular function: RNA polymerase II cis-regulatory region sequence-specific DNA binding; DNA-binding transcription factor activity, RNA polymerase II-specific. Gene Ontology annotation, cellular component: nucleus. Lineage: Eukaryota; Metazoa; Chordata; Mammalia; Perissodactyla; Rhinocerotidae. The transcript has 15 exons. Bases 40 to 2331 code for a protein of 763 amino acids.